Messenger RNA from Bradysia coprophila, 813 nucleotides. Its product is annotated as tyrosyl-DNA phosphodiesterase 2-like. NCBI's taxonomy places the organism in Eukaryota, Metazoa, Arthropoda, Insecta, Diptera, Sciaridae. The record is from RefSeq and is a predicted model, not a curated record. Gene Ontology annotation, molecular function: 5'-tyrosyl-DNA phosphodiesterase activity; single-stranded DNA binding. Gene Ontology annotation, cellular component: cytoplasm; PML body. Gene Ontology annotation, biological process: double-strand break repair.
AUGGCAACGAAUCGAACCACUGCUGAGGAAGUGACCUUUUCCCGAUCACCGGCAAAACUUUCCGUCAUUUCGUGGAAUUUGGACGGUUUGGACAGUAACAAUUUGGCGGAACGAACAGCCGAAGUUGUUGCUCUGCUGGAAAAACGAGACUACACCGUCGUCAUGUUACAGGAAUUGAUUCUGCCCACUUUUCAAUACAUUGCGGCCAAAUUGAAAUCGAAAUACAAGCCGGUCGUCGGUACGCAUAAGCCGGAAUCCACAUACUUCACCGUAACCUUUCUCCGAACGAAUCGUGUCAUUUAUGUGGAUCACGAAAUCGUCAAUUUUCCCGGCUCAAUGAUGGACCGGAACCUGUUGAUCACCCGAUGCCGAAUCGAUCGAGUGAACGUGGCAAUUUGUAAUACUCAUCUGGAGAGCACGGCAGCAUUUGCCCCACAGAGGGUCAUUCAACUCAAAAUGUGCUUUGACCGUUGCCGCUCCAUUCCGCCGGAAUGGAAUGUCAUCUUCGGCGGUGAUCUGAAUGCACGUGACACCGAAGUGCAAGGCAAAGUUCCGGCGAACAUGCACGAUCUGUGGAUGAGAAACGGUUCGAGUUCGUCGAAGUUCACCUGGGAUCUGAAAUACAAUACGAACAAACAGAUGCCGGGCAAGGUGCAACCGCGGUGUCGAUUUGAUCGGCUGUUUUUUCGUGAAUCGGUUCCGGCUACACUGACACCGGAAUUCUUCGGAUUGACCGGUUUGUCGAAGGUUGCCGGAACGAAUUCAUUUCCCAGCGAUCAUUGGGGAGUCGUGGCAUUUUUCCAGGAGACAUAG